AUGACACUAAAAGAGACAAAUCAUAGCAUGGACUCUGAGCAACGUCCAGUUGCAGAGAAACACCUUCUCAACACUACAAUUAAAAAUUUCACAUGGCGCGACGUCACGGUAACUGUCAAAGAUCGAGAAACAAAGCAGCCAAAAGCCAUUGUUGAUAAUGUUCAAGGCAUCGUUGAAGCAGGCGAGAUCUGUGCCCUCAUGGGACCUUCUGGCUGUGGCAAGACGACACUGCUUAAUGUACUAGCACGCCGUCCAACAAACGCAAGCAAUGUUGAAUCUCAGGUUUAUGUCAACGGGAAUCAUCUGUCUCUCACUGAGUUUCGAGAAGUGUCGUGCUUUGUUGAGCAGGAGGAUGCUCUUAUUGGAUCGUUGACUGUUCGAGAAACACUCGAGUUCUCUUCACGACUCGCUAGUUCAAGUUCUCUUUCCAAGAAAGAGCGUGUUUUUCGUAUAAACAAUCUUCUCGAGUCUUUCGGUCUGGUCGAGCAAGCCAAUACUCUCAUCGGCACCCCUAUUCGCAAGGGCAUAUCAGGCGGCCAGAAGCGCCGUGUAGGCGUUGCAAGCCAAUUGAUUACCAGUCCAAAGCUUCUCUUCCUUGACGAACCUACAAGUGGUCUCGACUCUGCUGCCAGUCUAGAGGUAGUCAAGUACUUGCGCACAGUAGCGAGACGCAACAAUCUUAUCGUCAUCUGCUCUAUUCAUCAACCUUCCACAUCGACCUUUAAUCUCUUCGAUAAGCUCCUCUUACUAUCGGGUGGAAAGACACAUUACUUUGGCCCUGUGAGCAGUGUCGCUGCUUAUUAUGCCCAAGUCGGGGCUCCACUGCCUCAAUAUGUCAACCCAGCUGAGCAUCUUCUUGAGUUGGUUAAUAUCGAUUUCGCUCAGGAUAGGGAUGAAGCCUCGCGCAAUCUUGGGACGUUACAGACUGCGUGGGCUACUUCGCAUCAAGCGAUUGAAGUCCACAAUGCGAUCAAGACUGCGGAGUCUUCGGGUGAUGAUUGGACUGUUGAAACGAUCGAGAAGAGACCUAGCAUGCCCAGUCUUACUUUGACCCUACUGCAUCGAAGCUUCAUUAAGAGCUAUCGAGACGUGGUUGCUUAUGGUAUUCGCUUGGCCAUGUAUCUGGGCCUGGCAAUCAUGAUGGGUACUGUCUGGGUAAGACUUGAUCCUGAACAGGAGUCUAUCCAACCAUUCAUCAACGCCAUCUUCUUUGGCUCAGCGUUCAUGAGUUUCAUGGCCGUAGCAUAUGUCCCUGCAUUCAUCGAAGAUCGACUCCAGUACGUCAAGGAGCAUCACAACGGACUGUACGGUGCUACAGAGCUAAUCGUGUCCAACUUCUUCAUCGGCAUACCGUACCUCUUCCUUAUAUCGAUCCUCUUCUCCGUCAUCUCGUACUGGUUAUCCAACUUCCAACCCACGGCAACAGCAUUCUUCACAUGGGUAAUGUGGUUAUUCUUGGAUCUGCUCGCAGCCGAGUCACUGGUAGUCUUCAUGACAGCGUUGUUUCCCAGCUUUGUCAUCUCCCUCGCGCUGGUGGCCUUCGCAAACGGUUUAUGGAUGUCUGUCGGCGGAUUCAUGGUUCCUCCAACGAUUCUCAAUGUCUUCUACAAAUAUGUCUUCCACUAUUGGGAUUACCAAAAGUAUGUGUUUGAAGGCAUGAUGGUGAAUGAGUUUGCACACCGGGUGUAUAGUUGCGGUGAUGGAUGUCAGUGCAUGUAUAAAUCUGACCUGGCGGACCAGUGCAAGAUGGCUGGACAGGCUGUGCUGGAUCAGUAUGGAUAUUCUACCGGACAUAUGGGACGAGAUGUGGGCAUCAUGAUUUCUAUCAUUGCCGGAUACAGACUUGCUGCGUGGCUGGUCCUCAUUUUGAGGCGAUGA
Messenger RNA from Fusarium coffeatum, 1878 nucleotides. RefSeq lists its product as uncharacterized. The record is from RefSeq and is a predicted model, not a curated record. Gene Ontology annotation, molecular function: ATP binding; ATP hydrolysis activity; ABC-type transporter activity. The transcript is spliced from 2 exons. Bases 1 to 1878 code for a protein of 625 amino acids. Gene Ontology annotation, cellular component: membrane. Lineage: Eukaryota; Fungi; Ascomycota; Sordariomycetes; Hypocreales; Nectriaceae.